AUGGGCCCCCGUACCGACUCCUCAUGCUGCUGCCAGGCCUGUAAUCUGUCAUGGGCCCCUGUACCACCUCCUCAUGCUGCUGCCAGGCCCGUAAUCUGCCAUGGGCCCCCGUACCGACUCCUCAUGCUGCUGCCAGGCCCGUAAUCUGUCAUGGGCCCCUGUACCGCCUCCUCAUGCUGCUGCCAGGUCCAGAGUGUGUCAUGGGUCCCUGUACGGCCUCCCAUUGCUGCUGUCUCCAUCGCCACACUCUGCCAUGUGCCACUUUCAGGUCUCCUCACACUGCUGGUGGGUUCCAUUUUGUCAUAGGGUGCUGGCAGAUUACGGGCCUCCCCAUUGCUGCUGCCAGGCCCGUAAUCUGCCAUGGGCCCCCGUACCGACUCCUCAUGCUGCUGCCA
This is a messenger RNA of Staurois parvus, 395 nucleotides long. The record is from the annotation of a GenBank genome assembly. NCBI's taxonomy places the organism in Eukaryota, Metazoa, Chordata, Amphibia, Anura, Ranidae.